AGCUCGUUGCUUACAUUACUACCACUACUACUCCCACCCUUCAUUACAUAUCCUGAUAUGCAUUGAGCAUCAGAGGGCACUUCUUUCAAAGAGGAAAGAAACAGAAGCUUCUCUCUUGUUCCAACAGUUAGCCAUGAAUCUCUUUCUACUCUUUAUCUUAGCUUUCUUGGUUCCAAGUUCCCUUCUAUUGGGAAUUCAGGCUUCUCAUUCCCACCGAACAAGAACAUUUUCUCAGAUUACUGUCAUGGGCCUUGUUUAUUGUGACACUUGCUCCAACAACUCCUUCUCCAAACACAGUUACUUCUUAUCAGGUGUAGAAGUUCGAAUCAGCUGCAAAUUCAAAGCAGAAACGCCGCGUACGGCGGAGCAGAUAGCAUUCUCAGUGAACAGAACAACAAACAAAUACGGAGUUUACAGAUUGGAAAUACCUUCGGUGGACGGAAUCCGAUGCGCAGAGGAUUCAGAGAUAGCGUCGUUCUGCCAAGCCAGUUUGAUCGGAAGUCCAUCGUCAUCUUGCAACGUCCCUGGAUACAGAACCACAUCGGAAGAAAUUUCGAUCAAAUCGAGAGAGGCAAACAUUUGCAUUUACAGCUUAAAUCCGCUCAAUUACAGGCCAUCAGCUAGAGAUGAUACCUUGUGUGGAAAUUAGUCGAACGAUGAAGAUGAUUACCUUUUGAUGAAGCUUCCUUUUGCCUCGCCCAAAUUUGUCGCCAUGGAUUGAACAAAAUUGUACAGUUUUAGAAGGAAUCAAAGCUCUCGUCUCUCUCAAUCUCUUUGCAAUUUAACCUUCCAAAGUCAAUAUUUGCAUGAUUUAUAUAUUAUCAACUAAA
Molecule: messenger RNA, 830 nt
Organism: Cucurbita moschata (crookneck pumpkin)
Lineage: Eukaryota; Viridiplantae; Streptophyta; Magnoliopsida; Cucurbitales; Cucurbitaceae
Product: pollen-specific protein-like At4g18596
Exons: 2
Coding region: 134-649 (171 amino acids)
Source: RefSeq, a predicted model, not a curated record